UCUAUAUUAUGUCUAUAUUGCAUAGACAUAUUAUAAUAGAAUAGGAUUUAUUCUAUUAUAUGUCUAUGCUAUAUUGUUCUCUACAUCGUAUGCUGGUAUACUACAGACAGGUAGUACAGAGUAUUAUAAAUAUUAUAAUUGUUGCCCUCUGUAGUUUCUUACUUAAUAGUUGUUAAUUCGUAUUUCGUAUUUGUUGGUUGUUACUUGUUUGAAAGGUUUUUAGAUUUUAAACUUUCACACUUUAAUGUAUAAUCUAAAUACCUCGAGUCGCUUGUACAUACUCAGAAGCAGUUGAAUUUUUAAAAAAAAUGUUCGUGCGUCAUAUUACGUGUUCAUGAUCACACAUCGAUUGCUAGUAAUAUUUUCAUCAUUGAACAUCAUUUUUUCUUACGUGUUAUAGUAAACGUGGACGAUUCAUCGUUUUAUCGUUGGUCAUUUUUAAAUGUUUUAAGUGACUAUUUUGAGUUUUCGGCCACUUACGCGGAAAGCACACUACCGUACGUUUGGAACGGGGUUACGUCGUAGGAUAACGAGAAAAUGUUCAAACUACCAAGCCUAUUGAAAACUGCGUACUACGCUUGCAACGAGAUCGAGCGUAACAAGUACGACUUGAUGGAAACACCGGACGUCGAUAUGCGAUAUUGUUGCGAGUUGCUGUUCGAAGUAUUAAAAAUCGAGGCAACGAUUGGCAACGAUAGGCACACCAUGUUCAGCCGGUUGCAGUCCGCCAACAAUGACAAGAAGAUUAAAAACAUAAUAUGCGAGGAGGCAGCGUUGCACGGACACAUCGAUUGCCUGAAACUCGCUCACGAGAUCGGUGUACCAUGGGACGAGUUGACGUGUUCCAACGCUGCGUUGAUCGGUUGCAUGGACUGCCUGGUCUACGCACGGGAACACGGUUGCCCGUGGGACGAGUCAACGUGUAGCAACGCCGCGUCGGGUGGACAUUUCGAUUGUUUGUUAUAUGCCCGGCAGAAUGGGUGCCCGUGGGACCAGGGGACAUGCCGCCUCGCUGCAUUGAACGGUCACAUGGAUAUCCUAGUAUACGCUCGGGAAAACGGGUGCCCGUGGGACGUGCACACGUGCAGCAGCGCUGCGUUGAAUGGUCACAUAGAGUGCAUGACUUACGCACGGGAAAACGGGUGUCCUUGGGACGAGUGGACGUGUACCAACGCUGCGUUCAACGGUCACUUGCACUGCCUAAUUUACGCACGAAAUAAUGGGUGCCCCUGGGACAAGUGGACGUGCAGCAGGGCGGCGUUAAACGGUCACAAGGACUGUUUGGUGUAUGCGCGGGAAAAUGGUUGCCCUUCGGACGAGUGGACGUGCAGGAAUGCCGCGGCGCGUGGUAACUUGGACUGCCUGAUCUACGCUCACGAAAAUGGGUGUCCGUGGGAUGCAGGUACGUGUAGUGCUGCAGCAGUCGGUGGACACUUUGAAUGUCUGGUGUAUGCCCAUGUAGCAGGGUGCAAGUGGAACAGUGAAACUUUCAUCAAUGCUUCGGUGUUCAACCAUACAAAAUGCCUUAAAUACGCCCGUGUAAAUGGAUGCCCCCGAGGCAAUUCCCCUACCUACACUAAGUGUCGCCGAAGUUCAUGGCCCGACCUCUUUUUUGAAAAAUUUGAACGGUACAGUCGCACAACUUUCAGGAGUGUAGAGCGUGCUAUUCACAGGGGACCCCGGUUUCGGAGAUCUCAUACACGAUAUUACAACUAUAAUCUGUAAUGUACACAUAUCAUAUUAUUUUUUUUAAUACAUUAACAAUAAAUGUUACUUAUUGGUUAUCGCAACUACCAUAACUAUUUGAUUCGGUCAUAAAAAGUUUAUGGAGAUCCUCUAAAUGGCGCAAAAAGAGACAUAGAGGUCCGCCUCGUCAAAAUCUAAACAGUGAAUUGGUUAACCUAACCUAACCAUGCAACGUCAAAAGUACGAUAAUCCAUUUAUAGGCAUUUUAAAUUGCAUGGCUGAAAAAUUAGCCCUCGAGUUAAUUAUUAAUUUCUAAUUUUGAAUUGUAUUCCUAGUUUUUCCAGUUAAGAGACCGGGCCCCACUGGUAAUUUUUCAUCUCAUAUUUUCCCCUUAUUAUCAAGUUGCGCCAAUGAACCAGCAAUCCACAUUUAGUCCACA
Metopolophium dirhodum (rose-grain aphid) is the source of this 2125-nucleotide messenger RNA. RefSeq lists its product as uncharacterized. The record is from RefSeq and is a predicted model, not a curated record. The coding region runs from base 538 to 1725 and encodes 395 amino acids. The transcript has a single exon. NCBI's taxonomy places the organism in Eukaryota, Metazoa, Arthropoda, Insecta, Hemiptera, Aphididae.